CGAUCAGUGACAAGAACACCGAAUCCAUUAAACCGUUUAUUCCCCAAGGUCCUCGGAGCUUCAACAAUCAAUCUACGACAACCCAACUAUUUCUAUUUUUGUUCGAAAGAUCAAAUCGUAUCCACAAUUGAUCUUCCCCUGCCAAAGGUAAUUUCGUUCCUCUUGCUUAUAUAAUCUGCAACUUACGCAUUUAAUUGCUCUUCUUCAAGAUUUUCUUUAAGAUUCUUCAAGAAAUCCAAGGUGAAAUAGCUUGCCACUUGUUUACUUUUCCGUCAUUAAUCAAUUACCAAAAGUAAUUUGAUUUCUCUUGGUUCAGAUUUCAUCUUGAUCGAGCCCAAUUUAGGGUUCUUUACUGGUUUCUUGUUGGAUUAAGAAAGCUUGAGAUAUUUACGGUGAAACCCUUGGAGGUUUAUCAGAGGGUGUGAGUAAAUGGCUAUUGAUGAAAUAUUUGGAGAAACGCGACCUGUGCUCGCCCCAACCAAAAGUGCACUUUAUGUUUGGGGUUAUAAUCAAUCUGGACAAACUGGUCGAAAAUGUAAAGAGCAGAACUUGAGGAUCCCAAAACAGCUUCCACCAGACCUUUUUGGGUGUCCAGCCGGAGCCAAUUCACGCUGGUUGGAUUUGGCUUGUGGUCGAGAACAUACUGCAGCCGUGGCCUCUGAUGGGUCCCUCUUUAUUUGGGGGGCAAAUGAGUUUGGUCAGUUGGGAGAUGGCACUGAAACAAGUAGAAAACAUCCUAAAAAACUGAAGCAAUUGCAAAAUGAGCAUGUGAUAUCCGUGUCUUGUGGAGCACAUUGUACUGCUGCUAUUGCAGAGCCACGUGACAACGAUGGAACAAUCUCUACUAGAAGACUUUGGGUUUGGGGACAAAAUCAGGGAUCUAACUAUCCUCGUGUAUUCUGGGGUGCCUUUUCUCCUAAUACAAUUAUUCGUCAAGUGUCAUGUGGGGCUGUGCAUGUUGUGGCACUAUCAGAGGAUGGUCUGCUGCAAGCUUGGGGCUACAAUGAAUAUGGUCAGCUUGGGAGAGGUGUUACUUGUGAAGGCCUUCAGAAGGCUCGUGUUAUAAAUGCAUAUGCUAAGUUUCUUGAGGAAGCCCCUGAGCUUGUAAAGAUUACUCAAGUUUCAUGUGGCGAGUACCAUUCGGCAGCCAUAUCAGAGGAUGGAGAGGUCUACACUUGGGGAUUGGGAAACAUGGGUCAGCUUGGGCAUUAUUCUCUUCAAUCAGGUGAUAAGGAGCUGAUACCACGGCGUGUGGUUGCACUUAAUGGGAUAUUCGUGAAAGAUGUUGCAUCAGGUGGUGUGCACACGUGUGCCGUGACUACAAAAGGAGCUCUAUAUGCAUGGGGUGGUGGUCAAGCUGGCCAGCUAGGACUUGGCCCGCAGACCGGAUUCUUUUCAUGUGUCGCUAGUGAAUCUGGAGGCAUUUUCCGUAACAUGCCUGUUUUGGUUCUACCAUCUGGUGUAAAACAGGUUGCAUGUGGACAUUGUCAUACGCUAGUCUGCACUCAAGAUGGUAGAAUCCAUGGAUGGGGUUAUAAUAGCUAUGGCCAAGCAGCUAAUCAGAAGUGCACUUAUGCUUGGUACCCAUCUCCUGUUGACUGGUGUGUUGGAGAAGUAAGAAAGCUGGCAGCUGGUGGAGGCCAUUCUGCUGUACUGACAGAUGCUUGUUCUUUGAAGGAGUUGUGUGAGUUUAGGCUUGCAGACUGUGUGACACCAUGGAAUGCUUCUAUGAUUGAAGAUGUUGCAUAUCGAACUGGUUCUGAUGCUUUGGUCCGCCUUUGUGAGAGGCUAAGGGAAGAUCUCCCUGAUGGUGGAAUCUGUGACUGUUGAACCAAGAAAAGAGACUCCUGUUGUGUUAUAUAGACAGAAUUAAGAUAAUGUUACAUAGUUGAUUGAUACUGAUACUAUGUAGAUAUACAUAUCUAGCACAAAUAGCUUUCUGUUGUCUUCAGUCCUUAAUGUUGUACUUUAACAUUGUUCAGCAUUUGUCUUUAAGAAGAUGCAGAAACGUCUGUUGAUCAU
Messenger RNA from Cynara cardunculus var. scolymus (artichoke), 2022 nucleotides. RefSeq names its product ultraviolet-B receptor UVR8. The transcript has 9 exons. The coding region runs from base 430 to 1830 and encodes 466 amino acids. The record is from RefSeq and is a predicted model, not a curated record. NCBI's taxonomy places the organism in Eukaryota, Viridiplantae, Streptophyta, Magnoliopsida, Asterales, Asteraceae.